Messenger RNA from Populus trichocarpa (black cottonwood), 977 nucleotides. RefSeq lists its product as uncharacterized. The transcript is spliced from 3 exons. The record is from RefSeq and is a predicted model, not a curated record. NCBI's taxonomy places the organism in Eukaryota, Viridiplantae, Streptophyta, Magnoliopsida, Malpighiales, Salicaceae. The coding region runs from base 227 to 748 and encodes 173 amino acids.
AAUGUAAUGACACAAAUUUCCUCAGAUAAUAAAAAAGAAAAGAAAAAACCCACUGACAAAACAGUAAGGAUUAAUAGAUUGCUUUCCUUGGAUUCAACCUCAGCUCUCAAUCAUUGUAUCCACAUUAGAUAGAUCAUCAUUAGAUCUCACUCGCCUUUUCUCAAGACAGAGAAGCUGACACACACACACAGAGUCAUCUUGAUAGGAGAAAGAGAGAGAAAGAGAAAUGUCAAGGAGAUCAGGGGCCUGCUUGAGGUGUUGUUUGGUCAUAUUUGCAGUGAUUUCUGCUUUAGGUGUGUGUGGUCCUGCUUUGUAUUGGAGAUUCAGGAAGACUUUUGGAUUCCCUGAUUCCAAAGCCUCUUCUUGCCCUCCUUGCAUCUGUGAUUGCCCUCCUCCUAUGACUCUACUCAAGAUUGCUCCUGGGUUGGCCAACCUUUCAGUCACAGAUUGCGGGGGCAAUGACCCAGAUCUCAAAUUGGAGAUGGAGAAGCAAUUUGUAGACCUUCUAACAGAGGAGUUGAAAUUGCAAGAGGCUGUUGCUCAAGAGCAUGCUCAUCACAUGAACAUCACGCUUGCUGAAGCAAAAAGGGUGGCAUCCCAAUACCAGAGGGAGGCAGAAAAAUGCAAUGCUGCAACUGAAACAUGUGAGGAGGCAAGAGAGCGGUCUGAAGCAUUGCUGAUCAGAGAGAGGAAGAUUACUUCCUUAUGGGAGCAACGGGCCCGUCAACUGGGUUACGAAGGAAAGUAAUUGUUAUAUAAUUGAUAUUAGAUAUUUCUUGCACUUGAACUAGCAAAUUGUUCUAUCGUUAGCAUUUAUACUAGCAGGCACUCGCAAAUUGCUUGAGAUCCUCUCUUACACUGUCACUCGCAAAUUGCAUCAGUUUUCUUGCAAAGGCAAGCAAAAAAUGGUAUGUAUGUAUCAAUUUUCACCGGUAAUUCGAUCUGUUCUGGAUCCACCAGCUCAGCCAUUAUUUCAA